Messenger RNA from Macaca mulatta (Rhesus monkey), 1373 nucleotides. NCBI's taxonomy places the organism in Eukaryota, Metazoa, Chordata, Mammalia, Primates, Cercopithecidae. The record is from RefSeq and is a predicted model, not a curated record.
CCAGGCAGUGCUCUCGGCUGAGCCCAACUGGGACUACCAGGUGGGGCAGGCAGGCUGCCGCUGCCGCCAAGACAUGAUGGUUCAGUGCCUUCUUGCCGGCAUGCAGGCAGCCUCUAACAAAUCAGUCAACUUUAACAAACUAAAGGAGGUAGUCCAAGGCGCAGAUGAAAAUCCAGCUGUUUUUCUUAACGGGCUGACUGAGGCACUUAUUCAGUACACCCGCCUUGACCUUGUCUCCCCUGCAGGAGGAACCAUCUUGGCCUCAUAUUUCAUUUCUCAGUCGGCCCCUGAUAGCCAAAAAAAAAAUUUUUUAAAGGCGGAGGAAUGCCCUCAAACUCCCAUCCAGGACUUAGUCAAACUGGCCUUCAAGGUCUACAACUCCAGGGAGGAAGCAGCUGAGGCCCAACGACAGGCCAGGCUAAAACUGAAGGUACAACUCCAAACCCAGGCCUCGGUAGCAGCCCUGAGGCUGGCCGGCUCCAGGGGCUCCCAGAAAGGAGGUACUCCCCGAGCGCCAUCUGGUGCCUGCUUCAAGUGCGGCAACGACAGCCACUGGGCCAGGCAGUGCCCUAACCCAAAGGAGUCAACUCACCCCUGUCCGAACUGUCGGCAGAUGGGCCACUGGAAGUCAGACUGCCCCAACCUAAGGACGGUCGCUGCGCCUUCACGUGACGACCCUCCUCCAGGUAUUGGAGGCGCCUUCCAGCUCCUCGACACUGACGAAGAUUGAAGAGGCCCAGACUCGGGGACCCCUCUCACUCUCGCCGAGCCGGGGUUAUGCUCCAGGUAGUGGCUCCCUGUGUCCUCCACUUCAUCCAGGACCGCAUGAAAGAAGUCUCCCAGGUCACUUUCAAUCAGCUGCUCCACCCCUAUACCCAAGUUCCGACCUCCGAAAAACCCCACGAUGACCCAUACCAGCAGGAAGCAGCCGGAGGAACACGUCGCCCCAUUUUCUUAUUAGAAAGAGGUCGGAAUGUUAGGCAGGAAUCUAGACCCAACAUGGCAGCGUUACCCGGCGUAGCAGGCCUUUUGUUAAAGACUCCCUUCACCCUUGUACACACCCUCAGACUUACAUACGUCAGAGUUCCGGCUGGGCAGUCACACUCCCCCAUGACCUGCAGCUCACCUGCAUUCCACAAGUUCGUCAACAGCAAUUUCCGUCGACAGUUUCCAAAGACCCCUUCCUCAUGACCCUUACUCAACUCCUGCUCUAGUAGUUUCAAGACCCCCCAGGCCCUGUUUGCACAACCAGCUUCCCUACCUCUCAGGCUAUAAGAAGCCCCCACCCUCCUCCCUCAGCGCGACUUCCUCGGCCCACACCUUUGGACUGAGGAACCUCGCCCGCAAGCCCUAAUAAAAGCUAUUCUCACUGC